GAUUCAUGUAAUCGAAUAUAUUGUAAAUAAUGUUUAGAAUUACAAAAACUUAAUAACAAAUGUUUAUCUUGUUAAAAAAAUACAUAAACUCUAUCCAAAUAAUUAGAAUGUACAUAUAUAAAUCUUCAAGUAAAAUGUUAAUACUGUUAAAAAAUAUACAAACUUCAGAUAAUUGAAAACCAUACAUAAAUAUGCAAAAUAGUUUAAGAAAAAGCAGUUCCAUUGACAAACUCAAUAUAUGAUUUUCGUCGAUUUCAAACUCAUGAGGAAAUAUUUGAAUGUUUAAUUUGUUUUUAAAUGUCGAAAGACCCAAGGCAAUGCUAAGGAUGUUAAAAAUGUUUUUGUUCUAAAUGUAUAGAAGACUGGCUAAAAUAACCCAAAUACGAAAACUAAUGUCCGAAUAGAUGUCCUUAAUAAUUUAAAAUAAUUCAAAUAACUCCAGACUUAUAAAAAUAGUAUUAUUCUUAAUAAGUAAUAUGUGUAUACUGUUAUGAAUCAUUUGAAUUUAAAGAAAUAUUACAACACGAAAAAAUAUGCUAAUUUCCUAAGUGUCAAAAUUACGAUAUAUGUCAAAAACGCCUUACAAAUAAUCAAAAUGAUCCUUUAUCAAAAUAAGGUUUUUGUGAACUUGAAUGCCUUCUUAUGAUCGAAAUAAUGAAUAACUAAUCUAAUUAUAAUAAUAUGUAUAAAUCAAUAAAAAACUUCUUUUUAAAAAACUAUCCAAAUAUUGAUGGUUUGCCUUAAUAAUAAUAAGUUGUUUUAUAAAAGUAAGCAUCUAUUUCUUUGUUUUCCCCUAUUUAAUAAGCAAACGGAUUACUUUAAACAUUAUUUUAAUAAAAUUAAAAUUAAAAUUUAAGCGAAAAUAUAGUUCUAUAGUGGGACCCUUAAACUAGUGGAACUGGUAUUUAAGUUAUUGAUA
Ichthyophthirius multifiliis is the source of this 919-nucleotide messenger RNA. RefSeq lists its product as hypothetical. The record is from RefSeq and is a predicted model, not a curated record. NCBI's taxonomy places the organism in Eukaryota, Ciliophora, Oligohymenophorea, Hymenostomatida. The transcript has 2 exons.